Durusdinium trenchii is the source of this 2297-nucleotide messenger RNA. Lineage: Eukaryota; Dinophyceae; Suessiales; Symbiodiniaceae. The record is from the annotation of a GenBank genome assembly.
GGUAGCGGAUGUUUGUUCAGAUAGAAUUUGUGAAGGUAGUUUGCAAAAGUCAUGUCAGUAGGCAGUAGGUGCACAUGCUUGAUUUUCCUGAUGAGGAGGAUGAAGAGGAUGUGGUGCGUUGAGAAAAAGUAUUUUUACCCUUUGAGUCAUCGUCGACUGAGGCCUAACUGAGAUGCCAACGCAAAAAGUUGGUGGUUAGCUUGAUGAUGUGUGACAUUUACCGAUGCGGUGAUUGCCGAAAUGGAAGAUGAACCAGUUGCAGAAACAAAGCUAGGCCUCAUCGACCUGCUAUGCAUUGGUGUGGGCUCCACCGUGGGCUCUGGAGUCUUCGUACUGACUGGGCAGGUCUUGCCCAUCGCAGGCCCUUCGGCCAGUCUCAGCUGGGUUUUCGCCGGCAUCGCGUGUUUGCUCAGUGGCUUUGCCUACAUGGAGCUCUCAGCUCGUUUGCCCACGCGCGGCUCCUGCUACACGUUUUCCUACCAUGGCCUGGGCGAGCUUUGGGCCGUGAUUGGGGCCUUCUGCAUUACCCUGGAGUAUGGCAUUUCAGGCGCCGGCGUGGCCCGGAACUGGUCACAGAAGAUGGGCAGUUUCUUAGGUGAUGAGUACAAGCACACCGUCUUCUUUUACUUUGGCAAGGGCACCUGGCCUGCUGAUGCCACAGCAGCACAGUUGGCGGACAACUACGCCAGGACUGACGACAACUAUCUUGAUCUCUCAGCUGCUUUCUUGACAGCGGGAUGCACCUUGCUGUUGAUGGGCGGCCUCUCAUUGAGCAAGGCUGUGGUGAACUUUAUGACUUUUCUGAAAGUCCUGCUGGUGAUUUUCAUGGUGAUUUGCGGCUUCACUGGUGCCUCGCAGAACAUUUUUGAGUCUGGAGAAGUCUUUGCACCUGGCGGCAUCAAUGGUGUGAUCAACGCGACGACCUUGCUCUUCUUCGGCUUCAUUGGCUUCGACGAAGUGUGCUGCUUGUCCUCCAAGGCGAAGAAUGCUUCUCGAACGAUGCCCUUGGCGCUGAUUGGCACGCUGGCCAUCGCGGCGAUGGUGUCUUUCACAGCUCAACUGGCCAUCUCGUUGAUCUCCCAGCCGGGCCAAGCCAGCGACUUUGGUGUGGCCUUCGAACAGAUGGGUUGGACGGUGAUCUCGUGGAUCGUCCGCCUUGGUGAGCUGAUCUUGUUGCCACUGGUGGUGCUUCUCAGUAUCCUCCCUCAGCCUGAAGUCUCAGCGGCUAUGUCAACUGACAGGUUGAUCCCAUCUAUUUUCCGGAGGCAGGCCAGCGAUGGGACGUUUGUGUGGGGCUUGGCCUUGACAGGAUUGAUUGCUCUCACUGCUUUGGCAUUGGCCUGUCCUUUCAGCAUUCUUUGGGAUGUGAUCAGCUUGGGUGUCUUGCUCAGCUUCAAUCUCAGCAACGCUUCAUUGAUCAACAUCCGCUAUGGCAAUGGUGGCGCGGUGUGCCAGCCAAGGGUCGCCAAGCUGGUGCGUGUCCUUUUCGUUUCUGCCAUUGUGGCCGGCUACAUCAACUGGAAGGAGAUUCUCCAUGUGACCCUAACCAGCUCAACGCAGCCCGAGCUUUGGGCUUUGAUCCUGGGACCAGCUUUCUCAGCCUUGACGGUCUUCUUGACUGUCUACAUCGCUUGCUACUGUAAACAAGUUCAGGACAAGGACCAGGGUGACAUUUUCAAGGCACCGCUGGUGCCAUACAUUCCAGCCCUCGGCAUCUACGUCAACGCGACCCUGAUGGCUGGAAUUAGCUGGACCAACCACUUGGUGUUUGCAGCCUUGCUUGCUGCUUGGUUGCUUUUGUACCUCCUCUACCCAUGUAUGGCACGAGCCAGGAAAGAGGCCAAGGAGGUGUGUGGUGAUGACGGCGACCUUUAAUGGACGUAGAGAUGGCCAGAGGUCAUAGUCUUCCCGCGCUGGUGCCGUGGAGCUGGCUCCAGUCUUUUUCGCUGAGCAGCAGGGCUGAGGGAUGAGGCCCACUUCGUCGUCAUUUGACCCUUUGACCCUUUGCUGCCUUGAGCGAAGAUAUCUUCCAGAAGAUGUCUAAAACGGGUGAGAAGCUGUCGACUGUCUCACCCUACGAUGGAUGACAGAAGAGACCACGAAGGUGGUCCAUGUUGCUGUUGUGACUCAGCUCAGCUCGUGUCGAACGGAAGCGAAGACGGAAAGGACAUGCUAAGAGGAAGACACGGAUCCAGCUCAGCAACCAACCCGUGUGUUGGACCCAACCAAGCCGCCAAAGUGGCAAUGAGGUCACCACACGCAUUUGACAAGGUCACUUAGGGAUGGCAAAUUCCGGC